This is a messenger RNA of Pseudozyma hubeiensis SY62, 1881 nucleotides long. RefSeq names its product potential gamma-butyrobetaine hydroxylase. NCBI's taxonomy places the organism in Eukaryota, Fungi, Basidiomycota, Ustilaginomycetes, Ustilaginales, Ustilaginaceae. Gene Ontology annotation, biological process: carnitine biosynthetic process. Bases 1 to 1881 code for a protein of 626 amino acids. Gene Ontology annotation, cellular component: mitochondrion. The record is from RefSeq and is a predicted model, not a curated record. The transcript has a single exon. Gene Ontology annotation, molecular function: oxidoreductase activity.
AUGCCUGUCGUCCAAACCAUGGACAUCACAAUUUCGGUCUCCGCGGCGAGGUGGAGCUGCUGCCCCGCGUUCAGCGUCAGUGCGUUGCUUCGCGAAAUUGUGUCCACAGCGGGACACCCGACACAGCCCGGCAGCACCUUUCGUUUCAACCAUCACGGACUCAACAUCGGAGCAAUCACCGCUAAAAGCAUGUAUCGGCAACUACCCGGUCCGAGCCUGCGCUCUUGUACGGCUCGUCCGAUACGACUCGGAUCGUCGCGCGCUAUCGGCACUGCCGUCACACCCCGCCGUGCGACCAGAACCGGCACCUCCGACGUCGCUCGCUUCGCCUCACGAGCCUUCUCGACACAUUCACGACUCAGCCUCGCGUCGUCCUCUUUGAUCAAGGCAGAAGCAGCUGCACGACCCUCGCAGGCAUCGUCAUCCUCUGCUUCGUCCUCAAUCGCCGCCAACGCAUCUAGCAGCUAUUCCGAUGGCGGACCUGCCACGCCGGGUGUCACUUCGGAUGCCGAGUCCCGCGCAGUCUACAUCACCUGGGCCAGCGGAAUCACCAGCAAGUUCCACAACAUCUGGCUUCGAGACCAUUGUCGAUGUACGCAAUGCUACCACUCCACAACCAAGCAGCGCUUGCUCAACACUUUCGAAAUCGCACCCGAUGCCAAACCCAUCUCCGCUGAGGCCACCACAGAGGGUCUGGUGAUCCAGUGGCCACUACUACCUUCCGAGCGCGCUGCGAGCACCUCUUCGCCUCCCGCAUCUGCAGCCGACGCUUCGUCAGCAGAUCCAUCAAAUCCAAACGCUGCUGGCGCUGGCACGGAAGCUCAGCACACCUCACUCUACCCAUGGCGCUGGUUGAUGCGCAACUCGUACUCUGCCCUACUAUCCGAUCCCAUCACAGCCUCGAGCGACGAGUCAGGACUCAAAGGUAUCGAGAAGGUUCUCUGGGGCAAAGGCAUCGGUUCCGCACCGCCUACAGUCAAGUUCGACGAAGUCAUGCAGAGUGAGCAAGGAGUUCUGAAGUGGGUCACAAAGAUCGCGCAGUACGGGUUCGCAUUCGUCACCGGUGUGCCACCAACACCGACUGAUACAGAGGCGCUCAUUCGUCGAAUCGCCUUCAUUCGCGAGACGCAUUACGGCGGCUUUUGGGAUUUCACUUCGGACCUGGCACAUGGCGAUACGGCCUACACGGAUCUCGCACUGCAGGCGCACACGGAUACGACCUACUUCAGCGACCCAGCCGGGUUGCAGAUGUUCCACCUACUCAGUCACACUGCGAGCAAGUCCGGAAGUCCUUCUUCGAGCGGCGGAAGCUCCUCGGGCUCUGCAUCUGGCUCUGGCUCUGGCUCUUCGUCGUCGCGUGGUCCAAGCGGCGGUGAAUCGCUCCUCGUAGACGGGUUCCUGGCAGCAGCGGUGCUCAAGGACGUCCACCCGGACGCUUACGAAACGCUCUCCCGCGUCCGCAUCCGCACCCACUCUGCGGGAGACGAAAACACCAUGAUUCGUCCGCUCCUCGACGGCGGCUACCCCAUCCUCCAACACGACGAAGCCACCGGCGAACUCGUCCUGGUGCGCUACAACAACGACGACCGCUCCGUGCUUCGCGUAGACGCCGAAGACGUCGAGCCCUUCUACGACGCGCUGCGCAAGUGGCACGAGAUCCUCACCAACCCCGAAGGCGAGUACUGGGUCCAGCUCAAACCCGGCACCGCCAUGAUCUUCGAUAACCAUCGCGUGCUGCACGGUCGUUCGGCUUUCGUGGGCAACCGAAGGCUCUGCGGCGCCUACGUGAACCACGACGAUUACAGGAGCAGAUUGGCCGUCCUCCGGGCUCAGUUCGCAGAGAAUCGAUCGGCAAGAGGCGUUUGGGAUGACGGAUUGUAG